AUGUCAGACAAUAAAAUUGUAGGGAUAGAAUAUAACCGAGUUACCAAUACCGCGUCGACGGAUUUUCCCGGACACCAGAAACAGGGAGACUAUGAAUGGAAUAUCGAGCAUUUCAAAAACACUUUUGAGAUCCAAAUCACCAAUCUUGCAAAUAGAACAGCUACAUUUGACUUGAUACACAUUGACACAUCUAUUGCCAAUGCUUUCCGUCGUAUUAUGAUUGCAGAAGUUCCCUCUGUUGCCGCAGAGACAAUUUAUAUGUUUAUGAAUACCUCGGUAAUUCAAGACGAAGUUUUAGCUCAUAGGAUUGGUCUUGUGCCAUUGAACAUUGAUCCCGAUUCAUUGACUUGGACAGAUAAAAGUAUAGACGAAAAUGACCGGUAUACAGAGGAUAACACUGUAGUGUUGACCUUGGAUGUUUCAUGCACCAAAAACCCACAAGCACUGAAAAGUUCAACUUUGGACCCCAAAGAAUUGUACAAAAAUAGCCAUGUUUAUGCGCGAGAUUUGAAGUUUGAGCCCCAAGGAAGUCAGUUGGAAAAAUUCAAGAACAACCCCGUUGUACCUACAGACCCCGACAUCUUGUUGGCCAAAUUAAGACCAGGACAGGAAAUAUCAUUGAGAGCACAUUGCAUUUUGGGUAUAGGGGCAGACCAUGCCAAAUUUUCACCUGUAUCUACUGCGUCGUAUAGACUAUUACCAGUAAUAGAUAUAAAGGAACCAAUAUCGGGAGACUUGGCUGAAAAAUUCCAAAAAUGUUUUCCACUGGGUGUAAUUGGUAUUGACUCCAAGGGAGAAGCAUAUGUCGAGGACGCUAGAAAGGAUACUGUGUCAAGAGAAGUAUUGAGACACCCAGAAUUUGAAGGCAAAGUCAAAUUGGGAAGACAAAGAGACUAUUUCAUAUUCAACGUUGAAUCUACUGGUGCUAUGCCACCAAGUGAAAUAUUCCUUAAAUCUAUUAGAGUGUUGAAAAGUAAAGCUGAGUAUUUGAGAAACUGUCCUAUAAGUCAAUAA
Molecule: messenger RNA, 1014 nt
Organism: Lodderomyces oxycetoniae
Lineage: Eukaryota; Fungi; Ascomycota; Pichiomycetes; Serinales; Debaryomycetaceae
Gene: RPC40
Product: DNA-directed RNA polymerase core subunit
Exons: 1
Coding region: 1-1014 (337 amino acids)
Biological process (GO): DNA-templated transcription
Cellular component (GO): RNA polymerase III complex; RNA polymerase I complex
Molecular function (GO): protein dimerization activity
Source: RefSeq, a predicted model, not a curated record